This is a messenger RNA of Pseudozyma flocculosa PF-1, 1554 nucleotides long. RefSeq lists its product as uncharacterized. Gene Ontology annotation, biological process: proteolysis. The record is from RefSeq and is a predicted model, not a curated record. NCBI's taxonomy places the organism in Eukaryota, Fungi, Basidiomycota, Ustilaginomycetes, Ustilaginales, Ustilaginaceae. Gene Ontology annotation, molecular function: protein binding; aspartic-type endopeptidase activity. The coding region runs from base 1 to 1554 and encodes 517 amino acids. The transcript is spliced from 2 exons.
AUGAUCACCAUCGUGACCGAGGGCGAUCAGACCUACCCCGUCGAUGUCGACGCCAGCAUCGAAGUCGAAAACCUAAAGGCGCUCAUCGAGGCAGACUCGUCCAUCCCCGCCUCCCACCAGCAGCUCUUCCACAACGGAAAGCUGCUCUCAGACGACACAAAGACGCUCUCGUCCUACGGCGUCGGCUCAGACGACCUCGUCCUCCUCAGGGACGCUCGUGCCGCCGCACCGCCAGCCUCCUCGUCUUCUUCCUCUUCGUCUGCCUCAGCGCCGCCUUCAAACGAACACGAGGCGGCCGAGCAGCUCAGGCAGCAGAUCCUCUCCGACCCCACCACUAUGGCGCAGCUCCGCGCCAGCCGUCCAGAACUCGCCGACGCCGCCUCGUCGGACCCGGCACGCUUCCUCGAGCUCGUCCGCGCCGAGCGCAACAAGAUGGCCGAGGUGCACGCCGAACGCCUGCGCGCGGAGGCGCAGCUCGCGGCCGCCGACGAGUUCGACAUCGAUGCGCAGCGCAGGAUCGAGGAGGCCAUCCGGCAGGAGCGCGUCAUGGAGAACCUCGAGCACGCCAUGGAGUACAGCCCCGAGUCGUUUGGCCGCGUCACGAUGCUCUACGUCGACUGCAAGGUCAACGGCACCGACGUCAAGGCCUUUGUCGACUCGGGAGCGCAGGCCACCAUCAUGAGCCCCGAGUGCGCCGAGCGCUGCGGCAUCAUGCGCCUCCUCGACACGCGCUUCGCCGGCAUCGCCCGCGGCGUCGGCACCGCAAAGAUCCUCGGCCGCGUCCACAGCGCCCAGAUCCAGCUCGGACCCACCCUCUUUCUGCCCUGCUCGUUUACCAUCAUGGAGGGCAAGGGCGUCGAGAUGCUCUUUGGCCUCGACAUGCUCAAGCGGUACCAGGCCACCAUCGAUCUUGCCCAGAACUCGCUCGUGAUCCAGGGCAACAGGAUCCGCUUCCUCGACGAGCACGAGCUGCCGCAAGAGGCAAAGAUGGAGUACGAGGUCGACGAAAACGGCCAGCCGGUCCCCGCGUCGGCAAAGCCCUCCGGCGGCGGAGCACCUGGGGCGGGGGCGGCGGCAGGAGCUCUGGGAGCCGCCUCGGCCAAUGCCAAUGCGGCGGCGGCUGAUGCGGCGGCCAAGAGCGCAUCGUUCCCCGGCGCUGGGCAGAGCAUUGCAGGGAUCGGAAGCGGGACGGCGGCGUCGUCGAGCGGACAGGCGCAGCCGAGGGCGGCGCCAGAGUCGUACGGCUUCUCGUUCUCGCAUCCUCCAGCAGCAGCAGCCGCUUCAUCCUCGUCGACUGCUGCUGCCGGUGGCGGCGGCGGCGGCGGCGCCGCCGCCCAAUCGCCAGCGACGACGUCGCCGACAGCCGCUGCGAGGACAGCAGCACCGAGGGGUGCGGCAGGUGCCACCGGUGCGGCUGGAGGAGCGAGCCGGUGGCCGGAGGCGUCGAUCACGUCGCUCAUGGACCUCGGCGCGUCGCGGGUGCAGGCCAUCGGGUUCCUGGAUGCUGCUGGUGGGAAUGUAGAGGUGGCUGCUAGCCUGCUCUUCCAGCAAUGA